Aspergillus fischeri NRRL 181 is the source of this 918-nucleotide messenger RNA. RefSeq lists its product as uncharacterized. The transcript is spliced from 2 exons. The record is from RefSeq and is a predicted model, not a curated record. Bases 1 to 918 code for a protein of 305 amino acids. NCBI's taxonomy places the organism in Eukaryota, Fungi, Ascomycota, Eurotiomycetes, Eurotiales, Aspergillaceae.
AUGGAUGUUCUUGUCUGUUUGGGAUGGUCACGCUGGCGAGCUUUGCGGAGAAGUCAGAAUCGCUGGUCUUUAGCUGAGACUGUCGCUCCUGUGCUUGCUGACACAGGGCUUUUCGCUGCCAGCUCUGCUGUAGUAAUGUGGGCAUGGUUUUACCUCCCAGAAAGGCUUCCUAGAUCCUAUGGAAAGUGGAUUGGCGAGGUGGCGAAGGUGGACAUUCGACUCAUUGAAGCACUUCGACGGGCCAGGCGAGGGAUAUUCGUAUAUGGAAAAGAGACUGGCCAGGCGCGUCUUCUUGAGUCUAUGUGCAAGGAUUACAACUGGCCUAGAGAGUGGGGAGACCCAAGCAAGACCAUUCCCAUCCCCUGCGAAAUGGUACACAUGGGUUGCGGUCCCAAUUGCGAAAAACACGCUGCUUGGCGAUUUGCUAGAACAUUUAAAUUCGCUUGUGCAACCUAUAUUCCGCUGCAAGUUGUCUUCCGUCUGCGAUCAAUGAAAACGAUGUCGUCUCUCUGGCGGGCCCUGGCCGAUGCCCUACGGUCAUCUACCUUCCUUGCUUCAUUUGUGAGCAUUUUCUACUAUUCUGUGUGCCUGGCCCGAACGAGAAUUGGUCCAAAGAUCUUCAGCCGGGAAACGGUGACACCACAGAUGUGGGACUCUGGCCUCUGUGUCGGGGCCGGGUGUCUCAUGUGCGGAUGGAGUAUAUUGGUUGAAAGUGCGCGGAAACGACAGGAGAUUGCGCUGUUCGUGGCACCAAGAGCCGCCGCAACUGUGUUACCCCGUUAUUAUGACAAGAAGUAUCAAUCCCGAGAGCGCGUCACUUUUGCUCUCAGCGCUGCUAUCCUUUUCACCUGCCUUCGUGAACGACCCAGCAUGGUUAGAGGUGUUUUCGGAAAAAUUGCAAAAAGCGUGUUGAAGUGA